AUGUGUGUGUCUGAUACUGGUGAUGCUUAUUUUACUGAUUUUAAUAACAAUUCCAUCAGCUGUCUGUCACCAUCAGGAUCUGUCUCUACAGUCAUCAGUACAGAUCCACUGGCACCAGCAGGAAUCUGUCAGUCAGUGGAUGGUGGAUUACUGAUCACAUUGAUAGAUGAUGAAUCAGAUCGUUACAAAUUAGAGUCACACAGCAGACGUCUAGUGAGACACAUCACAGUGACAGGUGAUGUCAUCCAUGAGUAUAAGUACCAGGAGGACGGUCAAAGCAGACUGUUUACAUUUCCACGAAGCGUCACACAGAACAGCAACAGUGAUAUCUGUGUUGUGAACCGUACAAAUCCCACUGCAGGUGAACUAGUGAUUAUGUCUACUUCUGGUCGUAUGAAGUCUGUCUACCGUGGACGAAACCUGACAGAGGACUUUUGGCCAGGUAAUGCAGUGUGUGACUCCCUCUGUAACAUCCUUGUUACUGACAUCAACAAUAUACAGAUCCAUCUACUGAGUCCUGAUGGUGAAUUUUUGAAGUUCUUACUGACAGAAAAUAAAGUGUACCAUCCAACCAGAUUAUCACUCUACAAGUCUACACUGUGGGUGGGAUAUAAGGAAGGACUUGUCAAAGUGUUUCAGUACACAAUGUAA
Molecule: messenger RNA, 651 nt
Organism: Saccostrea echinata
Lineage: Eukaryota; Metazoa; Mollusca; Bivalvia; Ostreida; Ostreidae
Product: protein wech-like
Exons: 1
Coding region: 1-651 (216 amino acids)
Source: RefSeq, a predicted model, not a curated record